Pelagomonas calceolata is the source of this 1196-nucleotide messenger RNA. NCBI's taxonomy places the organism in Eukaryota, Pelagophyceae, Pelagomonadales, Pelagomonadaceae. The record is from the annotation of a GenBank genome assembly.
CCCAGCACUGCGCAAGUAACACUAUUCGCGUCUAGAAACGCAGCAGCACUGAUAAAAAACGCAGCAGUCAUCAAAAAGCUGGCAAAAAAAAAGCACCGCCACAAGGAAGGCAGAGCCGCACGCGAAGCGCCCAUGAUAACGCGUCGGUAUCUGGCCGCCGCGGGCAUUGCGAUCGUGGCGGUCGUCGCAACAACUGCGCCCAGAGCACCCGCAAAAAAUCGAACGACGCCGUGGCUCACCUCCAACAACGCGUCCUACGUGUCGCUGCCGCGAAUCGUCAAAGAGUACGCGCACGACUCCGGCGCGUUCACGCAAGGGCUCGUCUUCGGCGCGGACGGCGCGCUUUACGAGAGCGACGGGCUCUACCGGAAAUCGCGGGUGCGGCGCGUCGAACUCGACACGGGCAAGACGCUCGCGAAGAACCUGAACGCGAACGAGCACUUUGGCGAGGGCCUCGCGGCCAUCGGGGAGAAGCUCUACCAGCUCACGUGGCGCGAGGGGGCCAUGCACGAGUACGACACGAAGACGCUCCGACGGCUCUCGACGAGGGCGCAGCCGUUUCACGGCGAAGGCUGGGGGCUGGCCUACGACGAGACGACGGGGCUCGCGUACGGGACCGAUGGCACGCACCGCGUCCACGUGCUGCGGCCGGCGCACAACUGGGCGGCGCUCCACGUGCUUCGCGUCAAGGACGAGCGCCUCGGCGACGCCCUGAUCGAGGGCCUGAACGAAUUGGAAAUGGUCGAGGGCGAGCUCUGGGCGAACGUCCUGCCGCUGCGCUACCACAAGGCGUCGCCUUGCGUUGGACUGCGGCGUCGUAAUAUGAGGCGUCUACGCAAGCCAAUACCUAAAACACACAGGUUGCCCGCAUCGAUAUCAACACGGGCAACGUGCUUGGCUGGGUCGACCUCUCGGCCCUGCGCGACAAGCAGUCGAGCCGCGUCCGGCGGCAGCCGCACCACUUUGUGACGAACGGCAUCGCCUACCGGCGCGCAGCCGGCCGCCCGCAACUGCUCGCGACCGGCAAGCAGUGGGACUCGAUGUUCGACAUCGACCUCGAGGCGUCGAACCUGGGGCCGGACCACGUCCGGAGCCGCUGUGACCUGUAUUUGUCUCCCACCAACUCAAAAGCACACCACCGCCCGUCGAGCUUUUUCCCUCACUAGUCGUCUGUUUGUAAAAGUGAGCAAAAAUUA